This is a messenger RNA of Clunio marinus, 5257 nucleotides long. The record is from the annotation of a GenBank genome assembly. NCBI's taxonomy places the organism in Eukaryota, Metazoa, Arthropoda, Insecta, Diptera, Chironomidae.
GAGAAGAGAAAAAAAAGCAGGAAAGAUAUAUUCAAGCCACAAAUUAAAAUAUUAAAAAGCGUGAUAAAAACGCAAUCUUACCGGCUUAAAACAAGUGAAUUUUUUUAAGAACUUUCAUUGCUUCGUGCUUAAGACAAAGUGAAGUUGAAAAAAGUAAAUUUAAAGCGUUAAUACUAAAAACAAAAUUGUUUGACCAAUUUUAAGUGUUUUUACGCGAAAAGUUAGCUAAGUUCAGGAAAGCCACAACAUGUUGUGUCCGUAUAAAUAUCAUCUGAUUAUUUAAAUGUAAUAAAGUUAACAUUUUAAAGUGGCUUUGGUGAUAUUGGAAUCAGUUCCAAAUAAUAUCGAUUAUAAGUUGAGACUAAAGAAAAAAACUCGAAAGUUUGCUAUAAAGUCGCCCCGUUUACACAGAAAGUCUGUCACUGGUCUUCGAACGAAGAAAAUGUCUGCCUUCCUACUCGACGAGGCAAUAAAAAAUGUUGACGAUGAAACCGCUGUAAAUCAACUUGUUGGUUCUUUAGAAAAGUCCUUAGAACAAGAAUCGGGCUCGUUGCAAUUGUGUAAUGGCGUUCGUGAUGUGAAUAAACUCAGUGAUGACCUCGCAAUAUCUUCAAAUGAUUCACAAAAUAAUGUGUCCUCAUUAUCAACAAAUAGCGCAAAUUUCACAAAAGCGACUGAGUCUAAUAACAAUGUGCAUUCGACGAUAAACAACAAUCAUUUCAAUCAUCAACAGCCGAGUGUAAGCCACCAGCAAAUCUUCUCAAACUUCGUGUCUGGUCAACAGCAUCCAUUGCAGACAACUCAGAAUCACUUAAAUAUGCCAAAGAAUGAACCAGUUAAAUUAGUGUAUCCUUCAAGUAACAACAACAACAAUAACGCUCAAUCCUCUACGAUCGUGACUAUGAACAACAAUCGUGUCACUUUCUCGAGCGCACCUGUUCAGAAUGGUACAAUAACUUUAUCACCAAUGACAGCAAAUCAGAUUUCACAACAGUCGGGUCAACAACAACAAACCAUAAUGCAAGGAGCGAACAUAAAACUUGCUGGUCAAACAUCAGGUGGACAACAAGCACCGACAUUGAUUUUUAAGAAUACCAACAGCUCAUCUCCUGGCACAUUUGUGACAUCAACGCCUGUUACUAUGUCAAAGACGAAUAAUCAGGCAACGGGAUCAAAUAUUGUUGCAUUGCCAAGUAAUUUACUGGUUAAUAUUCGACCACAAACAGGAGUUCAAACUGUACAGAAGCCUGGCGUUGGUCCACAACGUGUAGUGAUUAAUCAACAGAUUCGGCCUCAAAAUAAUACGAUAACACUUCAAAACCUACCACAAAGCAUGCAAGGAAAUACAAUUCUGCUGAAGCAAGACAAUGGGUCUUAUCAGCUUCUUCGUAUAGCAGCAGCCCAACCAGGUGCUCAAGUUACGCCAGGUUUAACGCCAACUGGCGGCAGUACGAUUCGAUUGCAAACAGUACCAGCUUCAAUAGCGUCAAACAACACGGUUUAUGUCACGACAUCAUCAGCACCAAACAAUCAACAACAGCAACAACCCCAAAUCCUCACAACACAAACGACACCAAUCGUGUCAGUGUCUCAAGUGCCCGCUCUCACCACUACCCAUCAAGUACAAUCGCAAAGUCAGCCAACGGCAGUUGUAGGGCAGCAAACUGGUGGAGCGACAGUCACACAAUCACCAACGCAAAGGAACGACAAUGCCAAAGAGAAAUGUCGAAAAUUUUUAACAAACUUGAUUGAUUUAUCGAAACGAGAGCCUGCACAAGUUGAGCUUAAUGUUAAAACUUUAAUUCAAGAGCUUGUUGAUGCGAAUGUUGGUCCCGAGGACUUUUGUAAAAAGCUUGAAAAUUUACUCAAUGCUGCACCGCAACCGUGUCUAGUUGGCUUUCUUAAGAGAAGUCUACCGCUUCUAAGGCAGUCUUUAGUGACAAAAGAAACUAUAAUUGAAGGAAUAAAUCCGCCAAGUCCAACAGUUGCUUUCUCGGGUAUCACUGCACAAAUUCCAGCCCAAAUACGUCCCAUCGGUCAGACAGUGAUGUCAACAGGAAAUAUUGGACAAACACAAAUACGAAUGGUCCAGCCAGGAACACCACGAAUCGGUCAAACGACGAUAAGACCAACAACACCACAGAUUGUUCGAACAGCAACUCCAAAUAUACGACCAUUAACAACAAUCAGAGGUCAAACGACGAUAGUCCAAACGAACAAUCAAAUACCAGCCUUACAUCCGGUGAGCGGUGCAACAAUUAUUUCUAGUGGUGGUCAGAUUCGAACUCAAAGCGCGCCUCAAUCACGUCCUCAAACGGCUGUUCAUAUUCGUCCCCAACAACAAAGCACACAGGUGCGCGUUCAGAAAAAUCAUUCAAAUGCAAUUCAAGCGACAAAAGCUCAGGCAACUGGCGGUGCGCAAAUGAAACAAAUAAUAUCUUCUAAUAGCGUAAAUAUCAAUAAUAAUAGUAAUAGUAAUAACAAUAAUAAUAACACAAAAGUAAAUAACAACAAGAGUCAAGUGUCCAUCGCUGUGGUAUCGACGCAGAAUAGCACGCCCACGCACGUGGUGAAUAGUAAAUUGAGCACUAGUCCUAAUAGUAAAGCUCACUUCACAAAAACUGUAUCCGUUUCCACUUCUAAUCAUUCCCAUCCUUCGACACCAACGACACCCACAAAAUCACCAACAUUUAAUAACAAAACCACUCAUGAAAAAAAAUCUCAGGGUUCGGGAGCGAAGACAAAGGAUAAGAAAACUUUAGCAUCUGUGGUAGCAGCAACAGCUGCAAGUGGAAGUGGCUCAGCAUUUUAUCCAUCAACAUUUGGUGACGAUGACAUUAAUGAUGUGGCUGCAAUGGGCGGCGUUAAUUUAGCUGAAGAAAGUCAGAGAAUUCUUGGAUCAACUGAAUUCGUUGGCACACAAAUUCGAUCAUGUAAGGACGAGGUGCUACUUAAUCUUCCACUACUACAGCAAAGAAUACGUCAACAAAUGGCCCGUCAUGGUCUCGAUGAACCAUCAUCAGACGUUGCUGUAUUAAUUUCUCAUGCAGCUCAAGAGCGACUGAAAAAUAUUAUCGAAAAAUUGGCAGUGAUAGCUGAGCAUCGGAUAGAUAUUUUAAAGAUUGAUCCUCGUUAUGAGAUAACUUCGGACGUCCGUGGACAAAUAAAAUUCCUUGAAGAGCUUGACAAAGCAGAACAGAAACGACACGAAGAAGUUGAACGUGAAAUUCUUUUACGUGCUGCAAAAUCACGAUCAAAAACAGAAGAUCCAGAACAGGCGAAGCUUAAAGCAAAAGCCAAAGAAAUGCAACGAGCUGAGAUGGAAGAACUGAGACAUCGUGAAGCUAACAACACAGCAUUACAAGCCAUUGGACCAAGAAAGAAACCCAAAAUGGAUCCAGAUGCUUCAACGGUGACGACGCCAUCAAGUGGAGUUAUCGGUGGAACACCAACAGGAAUAAAAACACCAGCUCAACCGCGACCUCGAAUUAAACGAGUCAAUAUGCGUGACAUGAUUUUCUAUAUGGAACAAGAAAAGGAUUCUUGUCGCAGCACGAUGCUGUAUAAAGCUUAUCUCAAGUGAUUAAUCGAUGGCCCGCCCAGAUGGUUCAACACUCUUGUUACGUUUUCUUAUAAUAAUUGUUUACAUUUAUUUUUUCAUUCGUUUUUCAUUCUCUUUUCCGUAUCUUCAUCAUUUCUCGCAUAAGUAUAAAAACCAAAAUUGUUGUGGCGGUAAAAAUGCUGAAGCAUUUGCAAUAGAAUUUUUAGUUAAUUAAUACAAUUGAAAAAUUAAGAAAGAUAAAAAAACUGAUGAUAGUUGAUAGUUUUUUAUUAAAAUUUAGUUUAAAAAAAACGAUGUUGGGACGGAUUGGAGAAUCGUUACAAAAACUUUAAUGUUUUGUAUGAAAAUCGUGUCGUGUCGUGGGAAUGUUUUGGAAAGAAAUUAGAGAAAACUUUCUGUAUAACAAAAUCCUUUUAUAAAUUAAUAAUUGAAUAUCGUUUAUGGAAAGCUUUCUGUCAUUAUUGCUUUCAAAUAUCAUUCUUCUAGAUAAAAACAGCAAAAGCGGGAAAACUUUCUUGUAAUGAAAAAGGAAAUUCCAAAUCACCAGCAUCGAUAAAUUCAUUUAUUCUGACUUCUUUUUAAUAUCUCAUCGCUUUAUCUCACUCUACCAAACACUCAAACAGAGAAUUUAAUUUUUAUUCUUUCAUUUUAAAUGAUUUAAAAUAAAAGUUCUCGUCAUUAAAAGUCAAUUUCAUAUUAGAGCAUUGCGAUGGCUUUUAAGUAUGAUGAAAGGAAGCAGAAAUAAGAAAAUUAACUCAUGAUUAAGGUUGGUGAAACUUGAAGAUUACUACAGCAUGAAAGUUUUAAAGAAUAAGCGACAGGCUCUAAGUCUGUCUCUAAAAUCAGGAAGUUUUCAAGCCAUCUCCGCUCUGAAUGUUUCAAAAAACAAUUUUUGUAUUUAGAUAAUAGUUUAGCACAAUUUUUCACCCAUUAAACGUAAAAACAUACAAAACGAAAUAUUUCCUUCAACGAAUAUUUUUCUUUGAAUCAAAAAUUUGCAAUUAUCAUUAAAUAUAAACUCAACAAGAUAAAAAUGUAAAACAUUUCAUAGGCUUUUCACCCUUUUUCCAUUUUCAUUUGGUCACAAAAGAAAUAAAUUGUCCUGUGAUACAAUUUAUACAGAACGAGGCAAAAUCAAACUCCAAUGUCCAUUUCUAAUCGGAAAUUAGUGUUGGAGUUUGAAGAAAGAGAACAAAAAAUUGACGCAAAAUUUAUUAAAGAAAUUCACUGCCGAAAUUAAAAAGAAGGAUGAAAUGAUUGGAGACAGUUGAGAAAUAAGGAUGAUACCAAAAGAUGCUCUAAACUUUUAAAAUAACAUAAUUGCUGUUAAUGAAUCAUACAAACGAAAAUGACCUUUCGCAAGUCAGAUAUCUAAGAAAAUCACUUGAAGGAAACAGAAGAAUUUUAAAUGCUAAAGUUUCUAUUUAAAGCAAAACUUUCACUGUAAAUAAGAAGUAAGGAAAAUGUGUAAAUAUAUAAGAAAAACUUAUUUUUGAAGAUUUCUAGCUUAUAAGCAGUUUUUAUCCCUCAACGAAAAGAAACCUUGUUACAUUCAUUAACAAACCUGCGUAAUGAAAGAUAAAAAGAAACGCUAGGAAAAGUUUUGAAUCUAAAUAUGGACAUGUGCAUAAUAUUUAUGAAAAAUUGACGAUUAGAAAACAGUAAAUCUAAUUAAAUAAAAUUGAAUUGAAUUGU